Messenger RNA from Protopterus annectens (West African lungfish), 17174 nucleotides. It is a transcript of the gene PCNX1, whose product is annotated as pecanex 1. Gene Ontology annotation, cellular component: membrane. The record is from RefSeq and is a predicted model, not a curated record. Bases 309 to 7091 code for a protein of 2260 amino acids. The transcript is spliced from 35 exons. NCBI's taxonomy places the organism in Eukaryota, Metazoa, Chordata, Ceratodontiformes, Protopteridae.
AAGAUUCAUAAGCUAAGUACUUAACGAUAGAGUAAAGGAGACAAAUAGCGCCUGCCCGCAAGGGCUGUAGGUCUAGGUUUGUGAGCUGGGAGGACCAAGUAGUAGUCCUCCAAGAGCUCAGUGAUAAGAUGGCGGCGACAAGCUUCCCUGGGCCAGUGUCUGUUGAUAGGGCAAUAGUGCAGCCACUAUAUCAAGGGGGGUAGAGGGUAAGCACUUUGCUCAUAAACAUCGCUGUCCAUGGUCGUUCGGCGCCGGAGGUUGGUUACGGUUUUGGGGGAGGGGGCUGGGUGUCUGCCGAUUCAGAAGGAAUGGGCUCACAGACACUACAGAUUCUUCGCCAGGGAGUCUGGGCUUCCAUCACUGGAGGCUGGUAUUACGAUCCCCACCAGAACACCUUUGUUAACGCUUUUCAUCUUUACAUUUGGCUCUUUCUGUUGUGUUUUCCUUUCACGCUCUAUAUGGCCUUACCAUCUGACAUGGUAGUAGUAGGAGUCUACUGUGCUGUCAUAGCAGUUGUCUUUAUCAGUUUGAAAACUGUGAAUUAUCGAUUACAUCGAGCACUAGAUGAAGGUGAGAUUGUAGAGCGGAGUCGGAGUGAACUGGCAGAGAGAGGAGCAAAAGCAGAGGAAGCAGACGACUCGGCAAAAAGAGAAGAUAGCAAUGGACCAGGAGAUCCAGGAGGAGGGAUAGAGAUGACUGAAUUUAUCCGGGAAGCCACUCCCCCUGUAGGCUGCAGCUCAAGGAACUCUUAUGCUGGUCUUGACCCAAGCAACCAGGUUGCGUCAUCCUUUGGAGUGGCAGCAGAUGGAAAAGUGGAUACAGAAAAUGGAAAAACUUCAGACGAUAUCAGUUUGAGUCUGGGUCAGAGCUGCAGUCUGUACAAGGAGGGAAGUGAGGAGCAAGACUUGGCCACUGAUGCAAAGGUUUUCCAUCUGGCUUCGCAUGAUUCCUUCAUUUCUAUCCAGCCUUCAACAUCUUCUGGUGGUCAGGAUGUGCAGAAAAAUUCUGUUGAAAAACACUGCCCAUCCACUAGUCAUCAUCAUCAUGUGGACCAGUCUAUAUCUGCAGCAGGUGACACUGAAGCCGCCUCUCUUGUACCAUUACAUUCACAGUCAUAUAGGAAAGAACACAGGCCGCGUGGUGUACCACGGACGUCUAGCUCUGCUUUGGCAUUUCCAGACCCUUCUCUCAGUGACUACACACUCUAUCAGCAGAGGCGAGGGUUGGAUCCUGUUUCAGAACUAGAAACUUCCAAGCCUGUUGCAGGGUCCAAAGAAUCCUUAGUGGAGAACUCGCGUUACUCUGGAGUUUUUCAGCUUGAUGAUAUUCUCAGACGUAGCAGCUCCCAGGUGACAGCAAGGAGUGGCUCAAGAAAGCCUUUAAAAACAGACAAAAGUGUGGAUAGCCUUCAAAGCCUUAGCACAAGGAGUAGUGGCUCUACAGAAAGCUACUGCAGUGGGACUGACCGAGAUACCAAUAGUACUAUAAGCAGCUACAAAAGUGAGCAGACAAGCUCAACACAUGUUGAAAGUAUAUUGUCUGAACAUGAGGAGUUGGCAGGAGAUGACAAAAAUGAUAAGAACAGUGAUUUUUGUAAUGACCUUGAUGGCGAUAGUAGCUCAGCUGCUGAACAGAGGACUGUAAGUGAAAGGACAGCUGUAGAACAUAGUGUGGAAAAUAGUAUGAGUGAGGCUAAGGACCUUAGUUCAGCAUCAGACCAAGGGUGCAUUCAGAGAGGACUCAGCACUUCUGCAUCAGGCGAAGCAAACAAGAAUCCUCAUGCCAAUGAGUUGAUCAUAGAACAAGAUUCGUCAAAAGGUGAUGCUACUGAGAAUAUAGAAGAGAGUAGUGAAAAGGUGGAAACUACUGAAGCCGUGAACAGUCAAGAAGCUGGAGGGACUGAAAAUGAUGGAGAUGUUCGGCCAAAGUCAACCAGCUUAAUCCAUCGAACUGCCUCAAUUCACAAGUCAAACAGGAGGCGGACAGGGAAAAAGCGUGCAAGUAGUUUUGAUUCAAGCCGACAUAGGGAGUAUGUGUCUUUUCGGGGUGUCAAUGUUGCCAAACCCCAUAGUGCUGUUUUUUGUGCCGAUGAGGACUCAAGUGAUCAGAGUGACUUGAGCAGGACCUCAAGUGUGCAGUCAGCCCAUUUGUUCAGCACUGAUAGCUCUUCCAGCACCACCUCCUACUCCUUUCAGUCCCCUGAGGGUAGGUACCAGGUCUUGAAAACAAAGUACUUGUCAAAGGACAGGAGCUCAGAGCCUGAGAACAACCGUAAGGCUCACUCUAGUUCUGGAGGAAGUGGUAGAAGGAGGACAGCACGUAGAGCUCCUAGCACUAAUAGUUCUACCAAAACUCAUACUAGGGUACGGAGCUUGGAUAGUGGCACAGCUGCUUGCCUGAAUGACCCAAAUAAGUUAGCAGCUCCUGAAAGCAUUAGACCACUCACCACAUCUAAGUCAGACCUGGAGGCCAAAGAGGGGGAGGUGAUAGAUGAGCUGUCUCUUCUGGGUAGAGCCUCCCAGUUAGAGUCAGUGACACGCUCAAGAAAUAGUUUACCAAGCCAGGUUACUUUUCCAGAAGGAGCUGAACAAGAAGAGAACAGUGGAGCUGUGCAAGAGAAUGAGGAACCUGUGACAUUCCGUCGGGAGCGCAGCACAUUUAGGCGUCAAGCUGUGCGACGCCGCCACAAUGCAGGGAAUAACCCAACCCCUCCAGCCUCUCUCAUUGGAUCACCACUCAGCCUUCAAGAUGGUCAGCAAGGACAACAGUGUGCAUCCCAGUGCAAAGUCCAAUCCCGACCCCCUUCCGAAGCUGCCAUGCUUAGCACUAGUGCCUCUGUGCUAGUGAGAAAUGGAAGUAUUCACCUAGAAGCUUCCCAUGACAGCGUGUCUGCAGUAGGCGGAAUCAGUUUACAGGACGAGUUUGGCAAAUGCACUCCAACUUUCUAUGAGACCGGAGGCUGUGAUAUGUCAAUGGUGAACUUUGAACCUGCUGCCAGGAGGAGAUCAAACAACAUCUGUGACACUGACUCUCAUGUUUCCAGUUCUACCUCAGUCCGAUUCUACACACAUGAUUUGAUACGGUUAAACAGAUUACUAACCAUUGAUCCAGAUCUCUUAGAACACCAAGACAUAGACUUGAGCCCUGACUUGCAGGAUCACAUGCAUUCACAAGAGGAAGCUGCUCACAAAAUUAAGCACUACUACCGUUUCUGGCUGCUGCCCAAUCUUCUCUGGAUAGGAAUUAACUUCGACCGGCUCACCCUUCUUGCACUGUUUGACAGGAAUCGUCAGAUCCUGGAAAAUGUGUUGUCUGUGGUGCUAGCUAUUGUGGUUGCCUUCCUGGGUUCUAUCUUGUUAAUCAAGGGCUUCUUCAAAGAUAUAUGGGUUUUUCUGUUCUCCCUAGUCAUAGCUAGUUGUCACUAUUCACUACUUAAGGUAUUUCAGCCAGCUCAUUACACUCCAAAAAAUGGGCACAAUCGUAUCAUAGCCUAUAGCAGGCCUACUUAUUUCUGUCUUUGUUGUCUCCUCAUUUGGAUACUGGACUAUGGCUGCAAGACUACUACUGCACCAAAAUUUCGACUGUAUGGUGUUGCUUUCACCAGUCCAAUGUUGCUUGCUUCAGCCAGGGAUCUCAUUACAGUGUUUACACUAUGUUUCCCAGCAGUGUUUUUCAUUGGUCUUCUCCCACAAGUGAAUACUUUCAUGAUGUACAUCUGUGAGCAGCUUGACAUUCACGUGUUUGGUGGAAAUGCAACUACAAGCUUGGCAUCUGCGCUAUACAGUUUUUUACGCAGUGUUGUGGCUGUGGCUCUCUUGUAUGGUCUGUGUUACAGUGCCCUAAAGGAGUCUUGGGAUGCAAAACACAUUCCUGUUCUGUUCUCCAUCUUCUGUGGUCUUUUGGUAGCAGUCUCGUAUCACCUAAGCAGACAAAGCAGUGACCCUUCUGUACUUAUUUCACUAGUGUAUUCCAAGAUCUUUCCAAACAUAGAUGAAAAAAAUCCUGAAGAUCCAUUGUCAGAAGUGAAAGAUCCUUUGCCAGAUAAACUAAAAAAGUCUGUUAGUGAACGACUGCAAUCAGACCUAAUAGUUUGUGUAGCUGUUGCUGUGCUGUAUUUUGCUAUCCAUGUAAGCACCGUGUUCAUUGCCUUGCAGCCUGUCUUGAGUUAUGUGCUCUAUACAGUGGUGGGUAUCGUUGGACUUGUGACACACUACUUAUUGCCUCAGCUCCGGAAACAACUCCCGUGGCAUUGUUUUUCUCAGCCAAUCUGCAAAAGCCAUGAGUAUUAUCAUUUUGAAGUUCGAAAUGCAGCUCAAGUGAUGCUUUAUGAAAAGAUGCACGUCUGGUUUCUUUUUGCAGAGAAAAAUGUUCUUUAUCCACUAAUAGUUCUCAAUGAGCUCAGCAGCAGUGCCAAAGCCAUAGCCAGUCCAAAGAAGCUUGACACAGAGUUUGGUGCUCUUUUGAUCACCAUUGCUGGAAUGAAGCUGCUACGUUCUUCCUUUAGUAGUCCAACCUACCAGUAUGCCACAGUCAUCUUUACAGUACUCUUCUUCAGCAUUGACUAUGAGGCCUUCUCUGAGACACGACUGCUUGAUCUAUACUUCAUGUCUAUAAUCUUUAGCAAGCUCUGGGAACUGUUUCAUAAGCUUCGCUUCAUCUACACAUACAUUGCCCCAUGGCAGAUUACUUGGGGGUCUGCUUUCCAUGCCUUUGCCCAGCCUUUUGCUGUGCCACAUUCAGCUAUGCUGUUUGUUCAAGCAGUGGUGUCUGCGAUUUUCUCAACUCCCUUAAACCCUUUUCUGGGUAGUGCAAUAUUUUUCACAUCUUAUGUGCGUCCUGUCAAAUUCUGGGAGCGAGACUACAACACUAAGCGAGUAGACAACUCAAAUACAAGACUGGCAUCUCAGCUUGAUAGGAACCCAGGUACAUACUGUCAACAGAGAGAAGUUGAGGCAAUAACAGAAGGUGUGGAGGAGGAUGAGGGAUGUUGCUGCUGUGAAGCAGGUCAUAUACCUCAUGUACUCUCAUUUAAUGCUGCCUUUGGUCAACGAUGGUUAGCUUGGGAAGUAUUGGUCACGAAGUAUGUCAUUGAAGGCUACAGUAUCACAGACAACAGUGCGGCUUCCAUGUUGCAAGUCUUUGACCUCAGGAAAAUUCUUACAACAUACUAUGUAAAAAGUAUAAUCUAUUAUGUGACAUCAUCUGCAAAACUGGAGGAGUGGUUAGCCAAUGAGUCAAUGCAGGAGGGCCUCCGACCUUGUACAGAUCGUAAUUAUGUAGAUGUAGACCCCACAUUUAAUCCUAGUAUUGAUGAAGACUAUGACCAUCGCUUAGCAGGCAUCUCCAGAGACAGUUUCUGUGAGAGUUAUCUAAGCUGGAUCCAGUAUUGUUCUUCCAGAAGAGAGAAGCCUUUGGAAUCCAGCAAAGACUCUCGUCUGGUUACUCUCUGUUAUGGACUGUGUGUAUUGGGGAGAAGAGCACUGGGGACUGCUUCUCACCACAUGUCCAGUAAUUUAGAGUCCUUUCUCUAUGGUCUGCAUGCCCUCUUUAAGGGUGACUACCGCAUCUCCUCCAUCAGAGAUGAGUGGAUAUUUGCUGACAUGGAACUGCUAAGAAAGAUAGUAGUUCCUGGAAUACGCAUGUCACUCAAAUUGCACCAGGAUCAUUUCACAUCUCCUGAUGAAUAUGAUGACCCCAGUGUUUUGUAUGAAGCCAUAACCUCCCAUGAACAGAACCUUGUAAUUGCACAUGAAGGGGACCCUGCUUGGAGAAAUGCUGUCCUCUCCAAUUCUCCAUCUCUGCUUGCACUUCGCCAUGUAAUGGAUGAUGGCACCAAUGAAUACAAAAUUAUAAUGCUGAAUAAGCGUUACCUCAGCUUCCGUGUGAUAAAGGUGAACAAGGAAUGUGUUCGUGGUCUGUGGGCUGGCCAGCAACAAGAGUUGGUUUUCUUACGAAAUCGCAAUCCAGAGAGGGGUAGCAUACAAAAUGCCAAGCAGGCUUUAAGAAACAUGAUCAAUUCAUCGUGUGACCAGCCUAUAGGCUACCCUAUUUAUGUUUCACCCCUCACCACCUCAUACUGUGAUACACAUGAACAACUUAGAGACAUCUUGGGUGGACCAAUCAGCCUGGCAAACAUUCGUAACUUCAUUGUGUCCACCUGGCACAGGUUGAGGAAAGGCUGUGGUGCUGGCUGCAACAGUGGUGGAAAUAUAGAAGAUUCUGAUGCAGGAGGCGGAAACUCUUCAGCCAGUAAUAAUGCAGCUAGUACAGAAUCUCAGAGUAGCAUCUCCCGUGGUGGGUCUGUAGCGCUAGGACAGGGACUUGGAUCAGGUCUUCCCCCUUCUUUGACAUCCCAACCCCCAACACUGGGUACUAGUCACAGCUCUCAUUCGGUGCAGUCUAGUCUAGUACGACAUUCCCCUGCACGGGCCUCAGUAGCCAGCCAAUCAUCCUACCGUUACAGCAGCCGCCAUUCCUCCCUCCGCACAUCAGCAACUGGACUUGCACCCUGCCGACGCUCCUCGACCAGUCAGAUAUCUCUCCGGAACCUGCCUACUUCUAUUCAGUCACGUUUGUCAAUGAUGAACCAGAUGGACUCCCCAAGCCAGCUGGGUAACUUGAGCAUCCAGCAAGGACUUCCUUCUUCCAGCACUUCUAGCCAGAGUAUCCCUGCUUACAAACGUCAUACUCUUGUGAGUCUUUUGGGAACAGAGGGCAUACACAAUGCUGGCGAGUCACAGCCUGGCAACAGCGCAGUACCAGCCAUUUAUACACCAGCUAAAAAAGAGGAAGUGCUGUACAGAGUACAGAUAGUAGACCCUAGUUACGUGUUAGAUGGUAUCAACCUGUCGAAAAGGAAGGAGCUUCAGUGGCCUGAUGAAGGGGUCCGACUAAAAGCUGGGAAGAACAGCUGGAAAGACUGGAAUCCUCAGGAAGGCAUGGAAGGCCAUGUAAUUCACCGUUGGGUGCCUUGCAGCAGAGACCCAGGUUGUCGGUCGCACAUAGACAAGACCAUACUGCUGGUGCAAAUUGAAGACAAGUAUGUACCAGUGGUGGAACUAGGGGUCAUGGAGCUUGGAGCUGAAGUGUGACUUUUCCCAUUGAUGCCACAAGAUGGACCAUAGAAGAAGAGAACUGAAGUGAGAUUAUGCCAGCCUGUUUACAGUGGAGAACAGUCCAGUAGUGAGAGGGGAUGAAUAUGAAUACAGAGAUGGCAAAUGCCCCAUUUUCUACAAGGCAUGAGAAAAGACUAAAGGGGUUAUUUUUGUAUUGUUAACAGUUAUCCUUUUGAGCAGUUCAUUCCAGUUAAGUUCUGGAGCAAGCCACACUGUCUUCAAGAAGGCUGAACUUCAGGCAGAAAAUAUCAGAGAUGAAAAUGAUUUCUAUGCAUCUCAUCUGCUUUAAAAAAAAAAAAGAGAGUAAUUCUUCCAUUCAGAUGAUUCUCUGCUACCUUGUUUCACAUUUUAAUUUGUUUGCCAAAAAAAGAAACAUUUUCACAAUCUCUUGCAGUGCAUAUGGAAAACAGUGACAUUGGAUAUUAAUUAACUGGUCAUUGGAUCAUUACACAGGAACAGAUAUUUCUUUAGGAAAAGGCAACCAAUAUGGGGAAGUUGCUUGUGUUGUACCGCUUUUCUUUGAUAAAAAAAAUUAAAAAUAAGAACUGCACUAUUUUUUACAGCAAUGCACUAAAAUCUGAGAUUUCUCAGAAAAUCUGUUAUUUACAUAUACAUAGAUAAAAGAACAAAUGCCAUUAUUUAAAAUGCCUUUGGGAUAAAAACAUGCAAUUGUUUAUGUUAUGAUACUGUGUUACUUUUUUAUUUUCCCCUUUUUAAUUGUCUAUUGUGACUUGAAUUUCUUUUGAACUCCAUAUAAGUCUGUCUUUCUAUAUGCAUUAUACAUCUGUGCACACAGGUAUGCAUGUGUGUGUUUAUAUGUCAUACACACAGAUAAGCAGAUAUACUAUAUAUACACAUAUGUACACAAUGUAUAUAAUGUAUGUAAUUAUAUUUUGAGUAUUUAUGGUGACUGUGGAGGUCAUUUAUUUUGUGCUGCAUAAUUAUUUUUUAUUUUGAUUGUAGGGGAAAGAGAAGAAGUAGGUGAAAGACUUGAUUGGUCCUGUAUGACUUUUUGAUAAGAAUAUGGUUGCAUACUGAGAAGCCGUUUCCCCUUGUUGAAUUGGUUGAAAAAAAUCCAUAAUAAGCAGUUUGACAUUUAAUUUAUAGCUUUUUGGAUAGAUCUGUUGUAUAUGGUCAGUGUUUUACCUGUAUUGAUUUUAAUGUGGUCUGAUUUGAUUUGGGGGUAUGAUUGUAUCUGUGUGUGGUUAGGGGAGGCAAGCCUUUCUCUUGAAAGCCUGUUAAGACUGUGUUUCACAUGCUUUGUUCAAUCAGUUACAUCUGCCUCAUUACAGUUCUUAGUAUUUUAGUAAUAUACAGUGGUAUCUGAAAGUUGGCUCAAAGUAAAACAGAUAAAAUUGUGUUUAUUGUACUCUUGAUGUAAUAUAUUUCUGUUCAGCUAAAGAACAUUGGUUCAGAAGACCAUCUGUAACAGCAAAAUGUCCAGUUUUUAAGUAGUUAUGUUAGUUCUAUCAAGUUACCUCAUGUUUCUGCAUUGGAGGACAUUUUGACAAUGGCUGAUUAAAGCAGCCUGCAGAAUGUGUGCUGCUUCCCUUCUGGACAAAGGGAAAGGGAAACGUGGCACAGGAGGGAAGGCAAACAUUGCAGCGCUUAUAACUGGAGACGGAAGAGUAGUAUAUGUUUGUAACUAGUGCAUCAUAACAAUGCAGCAGUGCUGCAUAUGUGCAUUUUUUUGGGGAAGGGGGAGUAGUGGUAAGAAUACCCCAACUGGUGGAAUGAAUGUAGUCAGUGUGUUUUGAUUCAGUCACCAACAACAGGACAGGCAGCAGGUGUUAAAGAAAUCAGUGAAUAGUUUCCUACAAACAUCACAUCAUUGUGCAUGAUACAGUGAAUAUAAAAAGGAGGAUCAGAUGCAUCUGAGCAUUUAAACUGUAUGGUUUUAUUAACUUUAUCUUUCAAACUUCCUGGAUAAAAAAAUAUGCAAGAGUAUGCUUUUUAUUAGCUUUAUUUUAUGUGUAAUCCUACUCUUGCACCCCUUCCCUCACACACACACACACACACACACACACACACACACACACACACACACGGUCAUUGUUCUGUCUUUCCUUUGUCUUGCUGCAGUAAUCUGUCAGUGGUAGCAUUAUCUGGUAGGAUGGGAUUAUGCAAAGCCACAUUCUCUUUGUAGUACCAUUGCACUAAAAUGGAGCAUCCUGUAGUGUGGGUGAUCCCACUUGACAGUAAAGCUCAUUUAGGAUAGCAUGGUAUCUGUUUCGUUUCUGUUUUUACCUGUGUACCUAUCCACUGUUGACCAUGAUCACAUGGAGUGUUACAGCUUCUGUAUCAAACUGCAGCUAAGUCAGUUGGUGCCAUGACCAGUACUCCUCCAGCCAAUGUUAAGGACCAAAACAAAGGUCCUCCAGAGUUGAGGACCAAAAACACUGGCAUAUUUAAGCAGUCACCAUUGCAGUCGCAGCUGCUUAAAUGAUUACCAGUUGUGCUUGCAACCUUGCAAGGAACAAUCACCAGCUCUUGCAAAUUGCCAUUCAGAGCCCUCAACAGCAAUUGCUCCACUGAUUGAAUGGCUGCUUAAAUGAUCACAAAGACGUCCUACUGAUCGUACCACCUAACUGCUUUGUUCUGGUUCAGCUGUCCCCUUCUCCCCACCCCUGCUGUGGCGUUGGUACUAGUGUCUUUGUUUCACUUUGUCUCUUUGGAUUUAGUAAUCCUUUCUUUUUACCUUCUUUUUAUGUUAGUUUUACCUGUUUUGCUUUGUAUAGCAAAAAGCUGGAUGUACAGUAUUUUUGGUUUUGCAUGGAUAUAUGUAGCAUGGGCUUCUGUACAGUUCUGUUUGGCUACUUCUAGAAAAUUGUGUGUCUGAAUUACUAAGUGUGAAACAUCGUUCUUAAGAUGAAUUUGUUAAGAGAUAUUUUUUUAAAUUGGUAAAACCCCAAACUACUACAAUUUUAAGCUGCAGAAAGUUACUGAACAAAUAUUUCUAAAGACUAAUAAAUGACAGUAAGAAAAUGAACAAACCACAGAAAAUUCCUACAUAAACAUAGUGUGUGCCCAAUCUGUUACUGCAGUUUGGAUUGGAGGGUUCUGUUGUUUUCUGGGCAGAAGUGUGCAGUGUGUUUAAUUUUCAACAAGAAGCAGUUUACGUCCAUAUAAAUUUCACUGUUUUAUACCCUCAUAAGUCACAGAGGUGUGACAUAAGUGUAUAUGUUUGAAGAGUUAAGUGCUAAGCUUCACUACUAAAAUGGAGUUGUGUAAAGCAGGCUGUUUUAUUUCAAUAUUUGUUUCAUUCAAAUAAAGUACUGAACAUGAAGUCAUUUGUUAUUAAAAAGUAUCAGUUUAAUGCACAGACCUUGCUAGGGCUUGUGAGCAGAUCUGUAUGCCCUAGCUUAUAGAAAGUGUCAGGUAACCAGGGUUGCCAGAUUCCUGAAAUGACAUGUAGGGACAGCCAGCCAAGCGACCAAAAAGAAAAUAAAAAGAUUGUCUUUCUAUCACAGACCCACUUCUAUUCACUGUGGAAGUGGCUGCAUGAUAGAAAGACCACACUGAAUAAAAGAGGUAUACAAGCCAAUUGGAAAUCGCAAAGCAGAGCCACUUAUGUUCAGUGCAGAACAGUGGGUUCAAAUGAGAUUUUUAGAGCCAAUGCGGGACUUGGAUUUAGGUCUGCUGAACUUGGGACAGUCCCACUCAACUAGGGACGUUUGGCAACCUUGCAGGUAACCCACUUCUGAGUUUGAGUAAUUGUCUUAGGCAUAUGGGAGUUUGAUGUCCUUACUUAUGAAAGUGCCUCUACAUCAGAGUGUACUUAAGUCUUGUUACAGCAUUGGUGUAAAUUGCUUUGAUUUGGCUUCUCAGUUGAAUGGAUAAUAAGAGUUCAGAUAAGAUUAUAAGAACACAAGAGAGGUGGCUCAUAAAUGCCUAAUACUGCAUUUAAAUUGAACAUACUUCUAAAUUUUGGCAGGGAAUCUCUAUACAGUGAUAGGACUGGAAUGCAUUUCCCACUUGUUUGUGUAUGCUGCAUUUGUGGAAAAGCUGUCUUGCAGUAUGUACCAAGUCUGUGUAUGGUCAGGGCAUUAACAGUCCUGUCCAAGAAAAGAUGGAAGGUGCAUUCAGAAGAAUGCUAGUAUCAUUCUGUGUUUCUUACAUCAAGUACUAUGAGAGUGAGGAUUAUCACUGACUUUUUUUAGCAGAAGUGUAGUAUGGUUUUGGGAUGUUUUAUGUAGAAGAAAUGUGGUACAUUCAGACUGAUACAGAGCAUUGCUUUAGUUUAACAUCUGUGCUACCAUCAAGGUCAUAGCUUAGAAAUGGUAAUCCAAAGGUCAUUUGAUGAGGGUCCAGUGAAGUGCUGCUCUUUGCUAUCAUGAGAGUACCAUCACACUUGGUGUCUGUCAUCUGUCAACCAUGUUAUGUGGUUGGGUGGAAGAGAGCCCAAGACCAUAAGAUAAUCAUACAGGAUGUCAUGCAGCAGAUUCAUGAUACCUUUACUUGUUUAGUACUUACAGGGUGCAAAAAUAAACUGUGAAUCCAUCUUGUUAGGCUGUUGAUGCUUCUGUUUUCUUCCACAGUAUUCUCUACCCAUCCUUUCCUAGUCAGAAGAAAGUAUGAGCACCGUGUUUUGUAGAAUAUUUAGCUUCUACCUGAGUAGCUAGACAGUGUAGGUUAUUUUUUGUCAUAUGUGGCCAUUAAUGCUUGGUACUACAAGUAGAAUGUUUUAUAAUGGAUAAAUACUACAGUAUGCCAAGGGGGAGACUAAGUUAAAAAAAUAAAUAAUUUGAAAGAUAUACAAGGGAGGUAAGAACAGAACUGAGUAAUGGCGGAAGAGACUGACAAUAUAGUCUGUACUUAAAACAAAGGAGAUUAGAGUUCAACCUUUGUUGGCCCCUAAUUGGAAGUCUUGGGAUACAUAGAAUGAGAAAGGUAGUUAUAUUUUAGUAUUGCUGUACAUCAUUAAAAUUAAGAGAACCAAGGAAUAGCUAUGCAUUUUAGACAGUUACCCUAAAAGAAUACGUCAUGAAUAAACUAGAUAUCCCCUUUAGUGGUGGCAAGAAUGCUAUUGUCUCCUGUACUCUUAAAAAUAGUGUUAUGGUGAUAAUGUUUAUUAGAAUGCAAAGAUUUGUAAUGCUUGCUUAGACUUUAAAUGUGUAUAUGUCUCCUUUUUGGGAUAUGAAUAAUGCAAUGCAAACAAAAAAAUUCUGCAAAGGUUUCAUUGUGUUUCUUAUACUGUUAGUUGCAUUUAACUUGAGUGUAUUUGGACACAAGGUUUUUUGUUUUUAGAUGGGGUUGAAAUAACCCUGUUGGUCCAUUCUGGAAAGGAAUUUUAGUUUGGGAGCUGGCUUUGUUGAGCAAUACCUCAGACUAAUGUUAAUGACCAUAUUGCCAUAAAAGCAUGUGAAGUAGAUUACAUACAUCUUUAUUUCUUUUUAAGUACAUGGUGGUACUUGUUUGACACAGAUCUGUUCCAUUCACAUGUGACUUUCUAUGCAUUAUUCCUUCACAACAGACAGAAAAAUCUGAAGAGAGAUUAAUCGUUUAUAUGUAAGGGUUAUUCCAAUAUUGCUUAUACCUUUGUGGUGUCUUUUAGGAAAACCAGUCUCUCAGUUUACAGUACUUAUACUUCUAAAGAGAACGUAAUGAUGUGCAUAAGGCUGUAGAACUUAUCACUUUACCAGCAUUUUUCUUCUGCUGAACAUAUUUCAGAAAACUCUCUUAAGGAAGUUAAAGAUUGGAAACAUUAAUUAGGAUCUUAUUUUUGGAAUGGGGGACGUAGAAAGUUAAGCACAGAUAGUUCCAUACGUUUGCCACCAGGUGCAGUUGUUGCUGCAGCCUGCAGAUUCCACUGCUUUCGUCAAAAUGUUAUGCUAGACUGCAGUGUAGUAGAAGGUUUAAAGUCUGUAGAAUCCUUUCUAUUUCUACGUGAAUGACUAGGGUAAGCAAAGCAGAGCACAGGGUAGAAUAUCAUGCCAAUAAAAUAUAGCCAGUUUUACUAUUUUAUGUUUUUCUCUCCACUAAGUCAGAAUCUUACUUUGUGAGUUUUACAGCAGAUAAUGAUUUUGAGAGGACUAUGUGAACACCCAUCUAUUCGCUACUUUAGCAAAUGACUGUACAGAUCCACCAUCUGUUGUAGAUAGAUGUCUUGGUGCAAUACAUAAAGAAGGUAGUUCUCUGUCACUGCUUUAGUACUUUACCCACCAUCAAGCUGUUGUGGUUUUAGUUUGCCUUUUCUAGUGGCAUCUAAGAGUUUCUUUUUUCUUUCUGUGUUUGAUAUUUAAGUUAGUAAAGAAUGGAAAGCAAUGUCAGAGGGGUGCUGGAGUGGUGUGUUUGCCAGUCCUAAAGGCAAGACCCUUCUUAACAGGUACCUGUCUUGUUUUGAAGAGUUGCCAUCAUUUCAAGGCAUUUGCGCACUAUAUUCCUUUCUGCCACUAAAUGAGAUGAUUAUAGAUGCAUUCCUCCUCCAGAAGGUAUUUGAGAUCCUUCUUGUUCAUCAGGCCUUUCUAAAGUUUCAUGGGAAAGCUCCUAGGUUAUGCACUAUCCCCAACUUGCCAUGUUAAUCUUGAAUCCUUUGUCUUUUGUCCCUUACUAGGAAAGAGAUAUCUGUCCUCUGACAAUGAGAUGAGGCUUAAAGGAGGACUUGGCACUAAUGAUUACCAUUUGUUUCUUAACCAGCUUUCUGAAGUAUAUACUUGAACUACCACUACUGCCUUCCAGGAUAUUAAGGGCUGCCUGGUAGUUGCUAGACAAUCUCGUGUAAGACAACCACCCAUCACAAGUAGAAAAUAAUAUGAUCUUUGCUACGUUUGAAGACCUGUCCCUCAGGUAAUGCCUCUAGCAUCAGUGCUUGAGUAUCUAGUGUUUCUGAUUUAGGGCUGAGUUAUUAGUUCAAGUGCACAUUAGCCCUUCUUGGGAGGACAGCAUUUGUUCUUUUACAGAGUGAGAGAAAGUUCCUCAAAUGAGCCCUUCUCAGGUGUACCCCUAAUAGGGAUUCAGUCCUCUGAGCUUUUAAUGUUGUAAUGGAAAAGAUGGCUGUACCUUCACUUGAGCCAGUAGUACCUGCCAAGUUCAGAUUUUUUUUUUCUUUCUUCAAAGAACACAUGUUUAUGGCCAUUCCAUCUCUGGAAUCUUGUGUGAGCAAGUCUGUAUUCCAUAAGGAAAGAAUAUAUUUUGAGAGUGGUCGCUGAAUUUAUAGUGACCCCAGCCCACUCGCCUUCCAUAUUUUACCCCUAGAAAACAAAGGGGAAAGAAACUUGUAUAUUGUUGACACACGAGCAUGUGCAGUCUCAGCAGAUUCAAGUUUUUUUGUGGAAAACUAACCAUUUUUAGUCUUCAUCUCUAUGAGGAAGAAGGCUAGCCCUUAUCUAGACCAAGCUUGACUUUGAGUACAUACCACAUUCUUUUCUUUCAUACCAAACAACCAUAUAAAGCAUUCAUGAAAAGCAAUUUAUUAUUAUGUGCAAGGCAGAGAUAUUAGAAGGCUAGCAAGCAGAUGGCUUGAAUAUUUAGUAGUAUUCAGUAGUGAAUGCCAGAAACAACCUUCUUUGCAGGAAGCAAAGCACUUUACCUAGCAUAUACACUCUCCAAGCAUAAAUAUAUUUUAUUUCUAUUUUUUUUUUUUUUUUUUUUUUGCUUAUGUGUACCAGUUUUGUCCAACUGAGUUUGUCAAAAAAAAUAACUUUCAGGGGAGGCCUAGACACUUUCUGCACUUUUAACACAGUGGAAUCUCUCCCUUGCAUAUUCCCAUAGCUAGAAACAUCCCAUCUCAUAGAACAGGCCCAUGUAGAUACUGACCAUCUUGCACAAUGAGUCUAUAAGCAUACCUGCAUACAUAUGCUGUCUCAUAGCCUGGGUCCCCCUAGAUGGACUAAUGAAAGUAUUCAGUUGUCCACUAAAUUCCCUUACUAUUGGCUUUUUCUCUCUGUUACACUUUUUUAUUUCCAUUUUUUACCUUGGGAUCUUAUCUUUCCACCUGCCUCUUUCUCUAUGUAUUGAUCCUUCUUCCACAGUCAUUGGUAGUCAGACCCAAGCCAAAUCCUUCAUUGAAUAGUUUUCUCCGUUAGGGAGUAAUAUCCUUUUGAUGACUUGAUUCAGUGCAUUGUAUAGCAGUGGGGGAGAUGCACCCAGGAGUACUGGCAGUCGUCAUGCUUUGGGUGCUGUUGCUCUGUAAAUUAACAUAGGGUUUCACAGCACAUGAAACAGUACUAGCACAUUACGCUGUUGCUUAGUUGACCCCUCCUUGGUAUAUUCAUGAAUUCCUUACCGUUUCCAUCAACAGUACUAAUACUUGCCCACCCAACAAGGAAAUAUAGCUAAUAUCUAUCCACUAUGCCCUUUCUUGUGUAGCCAUCCUACCAGUUUCCUGGGCUACUAGUUCUGUUCAGGAUGCACACAGUGCAUGUGGAUACCUUGGCCUUGUACUGAAAGGAUGCCUGUAACAGUUUUCAUGUCUGUGCUUCAUUUCAUGGUUAAAUCUUUAGUGUUCCCCCUCCACAAGUCACUUUUUGCUUCCCAUUUUGGGAGUACCUGUUCUGCAAGCAUUUUUGUAAUUGAAGUUUCCUUUUUCCUCAGUUGCUGAAUGCUGUUACCAAAAUGUGGCCAGAAGUGAGAGGGUAUAGUAUGGCAAGCUGUGGUGCAGGGAUAGUUUCUUCCCUGUUUCAGAAACCCCUCUAUUAUUGUAGGGUUUGUUACGGUCUCCUAGAAGAGAGAAAGUGCUGCACAAGUCCUCAUAAGUAAGCAAUUUUAAAUGUAUAAGUUCUUAGCAUAUGAAUAUGUUCUUGCUAAAGGCAUUCUCCCUCUAAUCUUCCUACCAUUGUAUAGUACACCGUGAGCUUCUUGAGGGCCUUCCAGGAAUAGUUGUUCCUCUCUUUCCCUCAGUAGAGCUAUUAGGCCGGGAGGACUUGGAAGGUAAAGUAACCCUCCUUUACAGGUGACACCAACAUAGGGAUGUAGUCCCCCAAAUAUAUUGAAGCAGAUAAACUGCCAACAAAUUCAAUAGUUUAUCUCCUGUAUAUUUAUAUCAUUUUAUUUGUUUAUAAGCAUAGAACAUGGAUCAAAUUUGACCAUUUGCAAGCACAGCCCAGGUUACGUGUAUAGUAACAACAGUGAAGCCAGAUUAAAGGUUUAACUAAAUUUUACAGUAUAGUGACAACAUAGAUGCUGAAAGUACACAUAUUUACAAGAAGUAGCGUCAGGAGUAUGCACUGCAUAAUACAGGUGUUGCAUAUGAGGUAAGUGUGGUCCAGCUAAAAGAACAGACAUAGUAAAUACAUUUAUGGAUAGAAGUUUUAGCAGUCAAGGGAGAAGAAAUUGUAGAAUACUAGGAGCUGAAAUAGAAAAGCUGUUUCUGCAUUCAGCCUCUCUCAAAUUUGAAACAUGUUGUUUUUAGAAAUUUAGCAGCAUAGUUAUAUAAUGAAAUAUGCUGAUGUGGUUUUAAGUAUUUCUAAGAACUUUUCACUCUUUCUGCAGCUCAUAAUAAUUUGCACUUUACUGUUUAUAUUUCUAAUUGGAGUACGGUUUGUAAGUAUCACUGUUUUGCACUUUGUUCUCUACCAGUGCUCUUUUGAAUGCUCUAUUUUGAGUAAGAAUGCCAAAGUAGGGACUUGUAAUGUAGACUUUUUAUUUUUUCCUAUCAUUUUAUUUUUAUUCUAAAAAAAGAAGGAAAAUGUACAUAAUUUGAAUCUUUCAGGCUUGCACACAUGAUUUGAUCAGAUUCCCUUCCCCAUUCAAAAAUUGCCUGUGUGUCUGUCUGUCUGUUUCUCGCAGAUAAUUAAUUUAGGGGCACUUUUACUGAAAAUUUGAAGAGAAAACCUGUUUUGAUGUUUCAUAAUUUUAGUUACUGCAAAGUUAUCAGUACUGUCUAGCUCAUGUAUAUUUUUGAGAAGGCAGUGUGUAUAUACAUGUGCGCACAAGUACAUAUGUGUGUAUAUAUGUUUGUCCAAAUAAAAACAAUCUGUAAAUAUUGUAUUUGACAUUUUAAAUGAGGAAUAAAAGCCUAUUUUUUCUUUUUUCUUUUUUUUUUUUUUUUUGCAAUAUGUUGCAUCUGAAACAGUAUUGGCAGUGGAGAUCCACUGAGAAAUAAAAUGAUUUUGUAUUUAA